UGUAUAGAGAGAGAACAAGGAGAAGAAUAUAAUUUUUUUUUUCUUUUUUUCAUUCUUUAAAAAAAAUUCUAAAAAUUCGCUUGAAAAAUCCAUGUUUUUCUCAUAACAACGUUCCCAAUUCUCAAUCUUUCUCUGUGUCCAAACAGAAUUCGUAUUAUCUAUCUCCAUUCUAAUAUUUUCUGUUUCUCUUCUUCUUCCCUUCUACAGAUGAAGAAGAAUCUGUCGACCCCGUGUCCCACGCAAUUGUAGUUCAAUUCCCUGUGAAUUUUUUAAUUUUCUAUUCCUAACCAACAAACACAAAACCUUUUUUCUUUUUGUCGAACACAAAAACCUAAACAAUACCCAAAAAAAGAAAACUCGCCUGUCUUUUCCCUCGAAACCGCCUUUUUAUUCAUUCCAAUACCCAUAAGGCGGUUUUCGCUUGUUUGACCUUUACUUUCUGGGUUUCCAUUAGGGUUGUGUUUCGUUCCUUUCCUUCUAUAUUAUUUUCUUUGGUUCUCUGCGUACUCUCUUUUUUUUUCCCCUUCUCUAUCAAAUUUUUGAGGCGGUGUUGGCUAAAGUUAGCCAGGGGUGGGUAGGAGGAGGAGGAGGAGGAGGAGGAGGUGGUGGUGGAUUGAUCUUUAGGCGUACGCGUGGACGGUGAGAGAUGAGUACAGAGGUGGUAGCAAGUAGGUGGGGCACAUGGGAGGAAUUGUUGUUGGGUGGGGCAGUGCUCCGGCAUGGUACCCGAGAUUGGGAUUUGGUCGCCGCCGAGCUUCGAGCCCGAUCCAUUUGCCCGUAUACUUUCACACCUGAGGUAUGUAAAGCCAAGUAUGAGGACUUGCAACAGCGUUUUUCUGGAUCCAAAGCUUUGUUUGAGGAGUUACGAAAGCAGAGAAUGGCAGAGUUAAGGCGAGCUUUAGAAGUUUCUGAAGACUCAAUUGGGUCACUGGAAUCAAAGCUUGAAUUUCUCAAGGCUGAGGGAAUAAAUGACAGCAAUGUUGGUUAUGACUCCAGUCAGACUGAAUCACUUGUACCGUUUCAGAAAUCUGAUGGAGUUGAAUCUUCCAGUAAAGAGACAUCAAAAGAUGGACUAUCGGCAGGGAGUUUCACUCAGGAAACCAGGACAAAUUGGUCCCCUGAAUGUCAGGUUCCCGCAUCUGCAUCAGUUGAAGAUGUUGAAACGAAACCAGAAGUUCCACUAUCUCCUAAACAAGAGAAAGUUUCAAACAUAGCAACUCUUGCAGAGGCCUUUUGUAUGGGCCAAGGAGGGAGUAUAAGGCGGAGGAGAGGGAAGAGAAAGAGGAAAAGUUGUAGUAAGGAUGUUAAGGAAGGGAGUGUUGGAGAAAGUGAUUUUUGGGGUUCAACUGAUGUUUUAUCAGUUGCUCGUUGCAAAGAGAAUUCAACCAGCAGUUCUGGUCAAACUGGCAGAGGUUUCGAAAUUGAUGAUAAAAGCAGGGAUUUGAGCAAGGAUGGAGUCGCUCCUAAUCUCAUGGAAAUUUUUAAUUCUAUUGCAGAGAAUAAAUGUGCCUCUGUCUUUCGACGACGACUUGAUAGCCAGAAGAGGGGAAGAUACAAGAAAAUGAUUUUGCAGCAUAUGGAUUUUGAUACAUUAAGAUCAAGGAUUGCGAAUGGCUCUGUUACAUCAGUUAAAGAAGUUUACAGAUAUCUGCUGCUACUUGCUAACAAUGCCUUGGUCUUCUAUUCCAAGACUACGCGCGAAUACAAGUCUGCACUACUUCUCAGAGACAUUGUAAUGAAAAGUUUGCGACAGCAUUUAAAGGAUUAUAUCAGCAAGAGUACUAUUACACUCCUCUCAACCACACAAUCAAUGCUUCAUCUUCCUGGGAAACCUCGCAGUGCUCGGCCUGUUAAUCGCAAACAGUUAGGAAAGGUUUCCAAAUCUGGGAACACCAUUGCAAAGACUCCAAAUACAGUUAAAAAACCAAGUGAUGUUCAGUCUCUUCCUUCAGCAGAGUCUGUAACCAUGACAAAGAAAGGUUCCGGCCGGCCAAGAAAAGCUGGCCGCAGAAGCACUAUGCAAUCACCUGAACGGAGUCCACCCAAAGGAAGAAAGAGAACUAGAGCUAGGUGACCAUGUUUGUAUAUUGUUCUUGUUCUUGUGUCAACAUUUUGCAAGCUCACUUUUUUGUUGUAGGUUCUCAGUGUAACAAGCAUUGUAGGAUAUUUUCAUGUACAGAAAUCGUCAUCUGGUGAAAAUUUACGGUUGUGUAAAUAUCAUUGCAACACUCACAGCAAUUACAGAGAAUCAGUCUUUUUCUUUCUUUUA
Manihot esculenta (cassava) is the source of this 2269-nucleotide messenger RNA. RefSeq lists its product as uncharacterized. Gene Ontology annotation, cellular component: NuA4 histone acetyltransferase complex. Gene Ontology annotation, molecular function: protein binding. NCBI's taxonomy places the organism in Eukaryota, Viridiplantae, Streptophyta, Magnoliopsida, Malpighiales, Euphorbiaceae. The coding region runs from base 647 to 2074 and encodes 475 amino acids. The transcript has 5 exons. The record is from RefSeq and is a predicted model, not a curated record.